Molecule: messenger RNA, 162 nt
Organism: Lottia gigantea (owl limpet)
Lineage: Eukaryota; Metazoa; Mollusca; Gastropoda; Lottiidae
Exons: 1
Biological process (GO): regulation of transcription by RNA polymerase II; developmental process
Molecular function (GO): protein dimerization activity; DNA-binding transcription factor activity, RNA polymerase II-specific; RNA polymerase II transcription regulatory region sequence-specific DNA binding
Source: RefSeq, a predicted model, not a curated record
AGUAAUGCAGCUAGGGAGAGAUCCAGGGUGAAGACUCUUCGUACCGCCUUUUUGAACCUCCAGGAAAUUCUCCCCUCGGUGCCACCAGAUACAAAACUUUCUAAAUUAGAUGUGUUAGUUCUUGCUACUACAUAUAUUUCUCAUUUAAUGAAAACAUUAGAU